This is a messenger RNA of Brenthis ino (lesser marbled fritillary), 1578 nucleotides long. The record is from the annotation of a GenBank genome assembly. NCBI's taxonomy places the organism in Eukaryota, Metazoa, Arthropoda, Insecta, Lepidoptera, Nymphalidae.
AUGGAUACAACAGAGAUAAAAGACCGGCCGAUACCGUUUAAAAUACACGUGUUAAGUGCAAUAAGAACAUUUUUAGAUGUGAUCACCAGUAUUUUUUUCAUGUUAAUUUACGGAAAUAAAGGAAAGACUAUACCACCGAUAAAGGAUGAUAUUCUCAAGCAACCAGCUAUAGAGGUCGCAAGGAAAAUAAGAACCAAACAGAUAAGCAGUGAAGAUGUGGUACAAAUAUGUAUACAGCGGAUUAGAAACAUUAAUAGGCAGCUGAAUUGCUUGGUGUAUGACCGCUUUGAGUUGGCCCUGAAAGAGGCCAAGAUGGCGGACAGACUAAUUCUUAGUGGUUUGAAGACUGAGGAUGAAUUAUUAAAGGAAAAACCCUUCUUGGGCGUUCCAUUUACUACCAAGGAUUGUAUUGCUGUCGAAGGUCUUCAUCAGACCGCUGGAGUAGUAUUACGCAAAAAUAGCAUAGCAGACAAAGACGCUGAGGUGAUUAAAUUAUUGAGAGACAAGGGCGCCAUCAUUCUCGGUUUAACAAAUGUUCCAGAACUUUGCAUGUGGUACGAAACCUAUAACAAAAUUCACGGCAGGACAAAUAAUCCAUAUAAUACUAAUCGAAUUGUCGGCGGAUCAUCCGGUGGUGAAGGAUGUAUACAAGCGGCAGCCGGUAGUUGCUUUGGAAUUGGUUCCGACAUAGGUGGAUCUAUACGUAUGCCCUCUUACUUUAAUGGAAUAUACGGACAUAAACCUACUCGAAAAGUCGUAUCUAAUGACGGACAAUAUCCUCCCCCUGAAACCGAUGAACAAGAUAAAUUCUUAUGCAUAGGACCCAUGACAAGAUAUGCUGUUGAUUUGAAGCCAAUUCUCGAUAUAAUAUCGGGAGAGAACAGCAAGAUGUUAAAGCUGGAACAGCCUGUCAAUAUUGGCGAAUUGAAAGUAUUCUAUCAGAUCAGUAACAACGCUCUAAUGUGCAGCAAAGUGGAUCCGGAAAUAGUAACGGCUUUGAAGAAAGUUGUUGAUCACUUUAAAGUUAAACAUAAAAUUACUGCGGAGAAAACAAAUAUUAAGUGGUUAAAGAAGUCCAUUACCAUUUGGUUUGAAACAAUGAAAAGCGAAGUUAACUUUGGUCAAUAUUUAAUGAAGGAUUAUGCUUACUGGAAAAUUUAUCGAGAAAUCUUUAAAAGUUUCUUUGGAUUAUCUGAUAAUACUUUUAUCGCCUUACUAACUUCUAUUGUAGACCAAAAAGAUGAUGGUAAAGAAAAAUACAUACGAUAUGAGCGGAUACGACUAGAAUUGGAGAAUAUUUUUAAAAAUAUGCUUGGUGAUAAUGGCAUAUUUUUAUUCCCUACUCAUCCGACACCCGCGCCAUAUCACGAUCAGCCUCUAGUGAGACCUAUGAAUUUUAUAUAUACUGGUAUAUUUAACAGUCUUGGUCUUCCAGCAACUACUAUUCCAUUAGGAUUAAGCAAAAACGGUAUACCAAUCGGAAUUCAAGUUGUAGCAAAUCAUAAUAAUGAUAGAUUGUGCUUAGCUGUUGCUGAAGAGUUGGAAAAAGCAUUUGGAGGAUGGGUUCCACCGCAGACA